CGGAGUUUCUCACGACCGGCGGAGCUCGCUUCUGCUGACUGCAUUUCAGAAAGCAUCAACUUUUCUCAGUGGACCCAUUCAUCAAGUGAAAUAUGCCUGUACUGUUUUAAAAAGUUUUGUGCUUCAUCAUGGAAAAAUUUGCCCCCCCCCAAAAAUGAAAGUAAAGACAUUUGAAAAGGUGAUUUAAGGUAUGGACAUUUGAAAAAGUGUCCCAUCAAAUCAGUAAACCUCAAGAUAAGGGUUAAAUAGAUUAAUCCUAAACACUUAUUUUUUAAACCAGGAGGAUUUCAUCUUAAUAGAAAAACAACUUUUAUUCACUAUGUAUUCUCUGAAAUUAAAAGAGAGAGACAAGAGUAGACUUAAAAGAAAAUAAAUGAAGAUGGUUAGUAAAGAAGCAGUGUCAACUCUUUUCUGAUGAGGAAAAUACAGUGAUGUUAAAUCCUUUCCAAAUCUCUGGUUGUGGUCCUAAAGACAAGACUCCUUUUUGAUGGGACUGAUACUAAGGGAAGUAGGACCUUUUGUGUAUUCAACUCACAGUUGUAGAAGUUGCAAUCAUUGGCAUGAGUGGCUUAAAAGAGGAAAUAAAGAAGUUUUCAAUUAAAUCCAAAAGUACAGUCAUUUUUUUACUGCUGUGAUUUUAAAAGCCUCUUCAUAACCACUGAAAAAAAAUUGACAACUAUUUUAAAAUAUUAAAGAAAGGCAGAUGUCUGCAAACAAUUCCCCUCCAUCAGCCCAGAAGUCUGUAUUACCUGCAACUCUUCCUGCUGUGCUUCCAGCUCCUUCUCCGUGUUCAAGUCCUAAAACAGGACUCUCUGCCCGACUCUCUAAUGGAAGUUUCAGUGCGCCAUCACUCACUAACUCCAGAGGCUCAGAGCAUACAAUUUCAUUUCUGCUGCAAAUUGGCCUUACACGGGAGAGCGUUACCAUCGAAGCCCAGGAACUAUCUUUAUCUGCUGUCAAGGAUCUUGUGUGCUCCAUUGUUUAUCAAAAGUUUCCAGAGUGUGGAUUCUUUGGCAUGUAUGACAAAAUUCUUCUCUUUCGCCAUGACAUGAACUCAGAAAAUAUUUUGCAGCUGAUUACCUCAGCAGAUGAAAUACAUGAUGGAGACCUAGUAGAAGUUGUUCUUUCAGCUUUGGCCACAGUAGAAGACUUCCAGAUUCGUCCACAUACUCUCUACGUACAUUCUUAUAAAGCUCCCACUUUUUGUGAUUAUUGUGGUGAGAUGCUCUGGGGAUUGGUACGUCAAGGACUGAAAUGUGAAGGCUGUGGAUUAAAUUAUCAUAAACGAUGUGCCUUCAAGAUUCCAAAUAAUUGUAGUGGAGUAAGAAAGAGACGUCUAUCAAAUGUAUCUCUGCCAGGACCUGGCCUCUCAGUUCCAAGACUCCUACAGACUGAAUAUGUGGCCCUUCCCACAGAAGAGUCACAUGUUCACCAAGAACCAAGUAAGAGAAUUCCUUCUUGGAGUGGUCGCCCAAUCUGGAUGGAAAAGAUGGUAAUGUGCAGAGUAAAAGUUCCACACACAUUUGCUGUUCACUCUUACACCCGUCCCACAAUAUGUCAAUACUGCAAGCGGUUACUGAAAGGCCUCUUUCGCCAAGGAAUGCAGUGUAAAGAUUGUAAAUUCAAUUGCCAUAAACGCUGUGCAUCAAAAGUACCAAGAGACUGCCUUGGAGAGGUUACUUUCAAUGGAGAACCUUCCAGUCUGGGAGCGGAUACAGAUAUACCAAUGGAUAUUGAUAGCAGUGACAUGAACAGUGAUGGUAGCCGGGGCUUGGAUGACAUAGAAGAACCAUCUCCUCCAGAAGAUAAAAUGUUCUUCUUGGAUCCAUCCGAUCUUGAUGUGGAAAGAGAUGAGGAGGCUGUGAAAACAAUCAGUCCAUCAACAAGCAGUAAUAUUCCGCUAAUGAGGGUUGUACAGUCCAUCAAGCACACAAAGAGGAAGAGCAGCACGAUGGUCAAGGAAGGGUGGAUGGUCCAUUACAGCAGCAGGGACACCCUGAGAAAGAGGCAUUACUGGAGACUGGACAGCAAGUGUCUAACAUUGUUUCAAAACGAAUCUGGAUCAAAGUAUUAUAAGGAAAUUCCACUUUCAGAAAUUCUCCGCAUAUCUUCGCCACAAGAUUUCACAAACAUUUCACAAGGCAGCAACCCACACUGUUUUGAAAUCAUCACUGAUACUAUGGUAUACUUUGUUGGGGAGAACAAUGGGGACAGCUCCCACAAUCCUGUUCUUGCUGCCACUGGAGUUGGAGUUGAUGUAGCACAGAGCUGGGAAAAAGCAAUUCGCCAAGCUCUCAUGCCUGUUACCCCUCAAGCAAGUGUUUGCACUUCUCCAGGGCAAGGGAAAGAUCACAAAGAUUUGUCUACUAGUAUCUCUGUAUCUAAUUGUCAGAUCCAGGAAAAUGUGGACAUUAGCACAGUUUACCAGAUCUUUGCCGAUGAGGUGCUUGGUUCGGGCCAGUUUGGUAUCGUCUAUGGAGGAAAACAUAGAAAGACUGGAAGGGAUGUGGCUAUUAAAGUAAUUGAUAAGAUGAGAUUCCCCACAAAACAGGAAAGUCAACUCCGUAAUGAAGUGGCUAUUUUACAGAAUUUGCACCAUCCUGGGAUUGUAAACCUGGAAUGUAUGUUUGAAACGCCAGAACGCGUUUUUGUAGUAAUGGAAAAGCUGCAUGGAGAUAUGUUGGAAAUGAUUCUAUCCAGUGAGAAAAGUCGACUUCCAGAACGAAUUACUAAAUUCAUGGUCACACAGAUCCUUGUUGCCUUGAGAAAUCUACAUUUUAAGAAUAUUGUGCACUGUGAUUUAAAGCCAGAAAAUGUGCUGCUCGCAUCCGCAGAGCCAUUUCCUCAGGUGAAGCUGUGUGACUUUGGUUUUGCACGCAUCAUUGGUGAAAAGUCAUUCAGGAGAUCUGUGGUAGGAACUCCAGCAUACUUAGCCCCUGAAGUUCUCAGGAGCAAAGGUUACAACCGUUCUCUAGAUAUGUGGUCAGUGGGAGUUAUCGUCUAUGUGAGCCUCAGUGGUACAUUUCCUUUCAAUGAAGAUGAAGAUAUAAAUGACCAAAUCCAAAAUGCUGCAUUUAUGUAUCCACCAAAUCCCUGGAGAGAAAUUUCUGGUGAAGCAAUUGAUUUGAUAAACAACCUACUUCAAGUGAAGAUGAGAAAACGUUACAGUGUGGACAAAUCUCUCAGUCAUCCCUGGCUGCAGGACUAUCAGACUUGGCUUGACCUUAGAGAAUUUGAAACUCGCAUCGGUGAACGUUACAUUACACAUGAAAGUGAUGACGCCCGCUGGGAAAUACAUGCAUACACCCACAAUCUUGUGUACCCAAAGCACUUCAUUAUGGCUCCCAAUCCAGAUGAUAUGGAAGAAGAUCCUUAAUUAUCAAUGAGCUAACUUCAAUAAGGAAGGAUUUCAUUUUAUGGACUGAUAUUUUGCUGCACAACUGUUGUUUGUAGGUUGUCAUCUGCAAGGGUGCAAAGAUAUGGGGAAUAUGAUAAGGAAUCCGUGACAUCAGUACUGUAGUUCAUAAUGAGUAGGUACAAGAGGGGAAACUGAGUAAUAAAAAUAGACAGUGGAACCAAGAUGAAGCUUUUCAUAGCAUAGCAAUGACUGGUUUUUGUAUUUUUUCCUAAUCCUUCACUUUAGUACUAUAGUGGCAUUUAAUUUAUCUUCCCUUUCCUGUUCCAUUAUUUUUUAAAAAGGAGAAAAAGGAAAGCUUAGAGUGCAGCCAUUGCAAAGCUUGAUCAAAUCCUAUAAGAGCUCUAACCAGGUGUGCAUUUAAGAGAUUACUGAGGAGGGGCCACCAGCAUGAGGCUUCCUGUGAGGACUCUAAACAUUUGUUUAACCACAGACGCACGAGGGGUUUUUGCUAGGAGCCUAGAAAUGUUUCCUAGAUGCUAGGCUGUUUUACCUUUUUUUUUUUUUUUAGGUCAGUCAAGAGUCCAAAACCAUGAUCCCUAACCUUUGGAGCUACAUUCUUAAUAUGCUCUCUACAACAUAAAAAUUAAGUUAGUCCCCCUUUGUGAGUAUGUUGGAACGGCCUCUAAGAUAAUUUGGGACAAUUGGUGCCACAGAACCGGGAGGAGGGCCUGCUGGUCUGUCCGCCCCUCGCUCAGCUCCCCUGCGGUGUACGCACGGUGCCACCGUAAUGCCCCAGCCGGUUUCCAGCACUCAGUGAGUACAGAUCUGAACUUGCAUCACACAACUUCUCAUUACACAGAGUUAAGUAAUUUGAGGAAGAAAAUUAUUAAAAGUAAGGCCAGUACAGGAUCAAUUAAUGCUACAAAGAAGAACAGCAAAGACUAUAUCCUUUUUUUCUUCCCUUAGGUUAGUGGAAGGCUUUACAGAU
Neomonachus schauinslandi (Hawaiian monk seal) is the source of this 4346-nucleotide messenger RNA. RefSeq names its product protein kinase D3 (gene PRKD3). Gene Ontology annotation, molecular function: protein serine/threonine kinase activity; ATP binding. Gene Ontology annotation, biological process: protein phosphorylation. The record is from RefSeq and is a predicted model, not a curated record. The coding region runs from base 704 to 3376 and encodes 890 amino acids. Lineage: Eukaryota; Metazoa; Chordata; Mammalia; Carnivora; Phocidae. The transcript is spliced from 19 exons.